Molecule: messenger RNA, 2485 nt
Organism: Phoenix dactylifera (date palm)
Lineage: Eukaryota; Viridiplantae; Streptophyta; Magnoliopsida; Arecales; Arecaceae
Product: potassium channel KOR2-like
Biological process (GO): transmembrane transport; potassium ion transport
Cellular component (GO): membrane
Molecular function (GO): voltage-gated potassium channel activity; protein binding
Source: RefSeq, a predicted model, not a curated record
GAGAGAGAGAGAUUGCAAUAUAUUAAGCCUUCCAUUCUUAGUGAAGUGAAGAGCAUAGGAGAGAGAUGAAUGGAGAUAUCCAUGAGGAGUUUGAGCUGAAUGAGGUGGUAGACAACCUACAUGGGUCUGUGGGGAGCAGGCUGGCUUUGGUCUCCAAAGAGUUUGGGUUUGAAUUAAGGGGCAGGUGGGAUAGCAGCAGCGCUUUAAAAAUCCCAAAAGAUUGCUAUAGAAGCUUUGUCAUACAUCCCAAUGGAAGGUUUUAUAGGCUUUGGGUGAACAACAUAUUUCUGUGGUCCAUCUACUCGGCCUUCUUCACACCAUUGGAGUUUGGGUUCUUUCGAGGCUUGCCGGAGCAGUUGCAGGACCUCGACUGCGUGCAAUUAGUCUUCCUUGUCGAUGUGGUUCUGCAAUUCUUUGUGGCUUAUAGAGACCUCCACACCUACAAGAUGGUCUGCAAUAGAAGAAGCAUUGCCUUGCUCUAUGUGAAGGGCAGUUUUGCUGUUGAUAUUCUUGGAUGUUUUCCUUGGGAUGCCAUCUACAAGGCCACUGGAAGAAGGGAAGCAAUUCGAUAUCUAAUUUGGAUACGCCUGUUCCGGGCAAAGAAGAUCCUCCAAUUCUUCAAGGAGAUGGAGAAGGACAUUCGCAUCAACUACCUUUUUACAAGGAUUGUGAAGCUUAUCACAGUGGAAUUAUACUGCACACACACAGCUGCAUGCAUUUUCUACUACCUUGCAACAACAUUGCCGCCAGCGCAAGAAGGAUAUACAUGGAUCGGAAGCCUAUCACUGGGGGACUACAAAUACAUUCACUUCAGGGAGAUUGAGUUUUGGAGAAGAUAUAUUACAUCGUUGUACUUCGCAAUCGUGACCAUGGCAACUGUUGGUUAUGGUGAUAUACAUGCCGUGAAUACUAGAGAAAUGAUUUUUAUCAUGAUCUACAUCUCUUUCGAUAUGAUACUCGGGGCUUAUUUGAUUGGGAACAUGACUGCAUUAAUCGUUAAGGGGUCUAAGACCGAGAGAUUCCGAGACAAGAUGACAGAUCUUAUCAAAUACAUGAAUAGAAAUAAGCUUGGCAGAGAUAUCAGGUCCCAAAUCAAGGCCCAUCUACGACUCCAAUAUGAAAGCAGCUAUACUAAAGCUACAAUUCUUGAAGACAUUCCGGUUGCUGUUCGAUCCAAGAUAUCUCAAACCUUAUACUUUGACAUGGUUCAGCAAGUCCUACUUUUCAAAUGCUGUUCAGAUGAAUUCCUGAACCAGAUUGUAAUGAAGCUAAAUGAAGAGUUCUUCCUCCCAGGAGAAGUAAUACUAGAACAAGGGAGUGCAGUGGACCAACUCUACAUUGUAUCCCAUGGGUAUCUGGAGGAGGUGGUUAUUGGAAUAGAUGGCUCAGAGGGAUCUGUCGCAGGACUUGUUCCUUACAAUGUGUUUGGCGAUGUUGCAGUCUUGUGCAACAUUCCACAACCAUAUACUGUUCGUGCUUGUGAACUGUGCAAACUAUUACGAAUUGAGAAACAAUCUCUAACAAGCAUUUUACAACUUUACUUCAAGGAUAGCCGUCAAAUACUCAACAAUCUACUAGAGGGAAAAGAGACUGAUCUAAGAAUCAAGCAGUUGGAGUCUGAUAUCACAUAUCUUAUUGCAAAACAAGAAGCUGAGCUUGCAUUGGGGGUAAAUAAUGCUGCUUAUCAUGGAGAUCUCCAUCAUCUCAAAGGUUUGAUAAAUGCUGGAGCAGAUCCAAGCAAAACUGAUUACGAUGGAAGGACUGCACUGCAUAUGGCUUCAUGCAAAGGAUAUGAAGAGAUAGUGAAAUUUCUUAUACAACGAGGCGCAAAUGUCAAUUGUAUAGAUAAGUUCGGAAAUUCUCCACUGUUGGAGGCUGUAAAGGCUGGGCAUGAUAGGAUUGCUGCUAUUCUUGUGGAAAAUGGAGCAAUUUUGAAUUUGGAAGAUGCUGGAAGUUAUCUCUGCAAAGUGGUGACAGAUAGCAAAAUUGACAUUUUGCGACGGUUAUUAGAAUAUGGAGUUGAUCCAAACUCCAAAAACUAUUGCCAGAGAACACCACUUCACAUUGCAGCUUCAGAAGGCUUGCACCUUGUGGCCAAGUUAUUGAUAGACUCUGGAGCAGAUGUACUUUUUGAAGAUAGGUGGGGAAACACUCCCCUUGAUGAAGGCCAAAGAUGCGGAAGCAAACCACUAGUUAAGAUUUUGAAGCAAGCUAAAGCGAAUUGCACGAGCGACCAGCGGUCGCUCUGAAAAAUAAUGGUGUCUUCCCCGAAGGCAAUUGUUAAAUAUUUGUCCAUUUGUUCUUAACAUUCAUACCCAUACAACACAAUAUCUAUCACUAUUGGAUUCUAUUGUUGAAGGCUUUCUCCAAUAUCCCUACUUUCCUAAAAAAGCAUAUAUAUAAGCAAGUUUUCUCUUGGUCACUGUCAACAUUAAUAUUGUAAGUUCUUGACAAUUUUCAGGAAUACUAAAUACCUUUUAUUGAA